CGCGAACCCGCCCUUCUCCGAAAUGUGCCUCUGGGACCGUGCAGUUAUAAAUGGAACUCGCGUUACCUUUCAAAUAGUGUCGGUUCCAAGAGCGUCAACAUACUCGUGUCUUCGCACGCAAGAUUUGACUUCGUCCACAAGAACUUCCUCAAUCGAACGCUACCCUUUAACGAGCUGAUUAGACGAUGUUCGGGAAUGGGUAAACACACUGGAGAUCAUUUUUUAUCGGAACGGGAGUUUUAUCAACUUCGCUCACCUGACGAUCGACAGGAGGAUUUUUUCAAGAAUCAUAAAGGCCUGCAAGAUGAUUUUAAAAUGCCAAAUUUUAUUCCUAAAGAGAAGCUCAUAUCGACGAACCUCAAAAUAAACAGCGCUGAUGUAAUCACAUGGACGCAAUACGACGUUAUGGACACGGUGUUGUGUCAGGUACAAGGCUCCCGUCGCGUAGUACUCUUUCCACCUCGUGAUUCUUCUAAGCUCUACCUUCAAGGUGACAAAUCGCUUGUGCUCGAUGUUGACCAACCAGACACUGCAAAGUUCCCGCUAUUUCCUAUGGCACAACGUUGGGAAUGCGAACUAUCUCAGCCUGGCGAUGUGUUGUUCAUUCCGGCAUUAUGGUUCCACAGCUCAAUCUGUAAAGAUUUUGGUGUAGCGGUCUCAUGUUUAUGGCGCCAUUUGGAACGAGACCAAUACGAUAAAAAGGACCCGCUGCAUCAUAAGGAUCCGAUGGCUGCUACUCGCGCAAUGGACCUCCUAGCCAAAGCUCUAAAACAACUUGAGAUCCUGCCAGAUGACUAUCGUCAAUUUUACUAUCGCAUGAUGAUUAAUAAAGUUAAUGAGAAGUUGCCCAGGGAUUUUGUUCAGUAGUACAGCAAUACGAUCGUCGCGAAAAUGAAGACGAAACAAUGUUAUGGGUUUAAUCUGAUCGCACAAUGUUCCUGACAGAAACGCUUCGCGUAGAAGGACUGCAGGAUUCAAUCAGUCGUGCUAUAUUGUCUCUUAAAUUAAGCUAUUUGCUCAUUUAUGAGCUUUUAUUAAGUUUUAAGCAAUGCGAUAGAAUCUAGCAAUUGAAAAACAAGUAGCUUUUCACAAAAAUUAACAAAGAUACUAGUCGCUCCUUGAGAACGCUCUGUCUGCCAUUUGCUACCUAAAAAACAAGCUCUUACAUGAUAGAGUCAUUGCCGUACAUUAGUAGAUAUACAGGCAUAUAUAUAUAUAUAUAUAUAUAUAUAUAUAUAUAUAUAUGUAGCACGGUAUUUUGAUGUCAUAUUUAUGGAAUCGAGGUGCAUGAAACCAGUAUCCAUUCGUCAGGCUUAACAUAUGCACACAGGGUUUAUAAAAAGUGUUGGAUCCCAAAACUGAAAAUGGCACUGCCAUAUCUAAGUUUGCAGCGCGCUAGUGCCAAUAAGAAUAAUUAAUGAUAACUGUCAAUGAACCGAUUAGGUAUUUAUAAACUCUGUCUUUCGAUAACAUUUUUGGAAAAUUUCAAAAAGAAAAAUCUCAAAUUUAAUACAUAUAAAUAUAUAUGUAUUAAAUUUGAAUCUCAGCCGUCUUAAGAACUUAUGAGGACUUUUUAACAUAUCAACCCUGCGGGGUCUUGUCUCCGCGCAGUGGUAGUAUUUUAUUGAUUGUACGUGAGAAUUAGCUUCACUCAUUUAUUCUGCUCUCAUUUUCGAUUGAGUGCGUAUGUAUGUAUGUAUGUAUGUAUGUAAUACACAAUUGUAUAUUAGAAAAUUACAACUUGUAUUUGAUGACAUAAAGGUUCCGCGCAGUGAAAGCAUAGCUAUUAUUAUUUUUAUUAUCAUUCUUACUCGAACAGUUGUCAAAUCAGUUGGUUUCCGUGUGAAUACAUGUGGAAUCAGUACAUUAACUAGUAGUAGUGAGGUCUGUUAAAGGAAGAACCGUGGAAUCAUCAAAUAUAGAAAGUCAAAUACGUUAUAGAUACAUUCUGGCCAUACUCCAUAAUUACCUGAGUAGCACUUUAGCUAUGGUAUAAUUUUUGUCAAGCAAGAUGUUCCUUCCGGGUUGUAUUUAACACUGGGUAUCACGAUGACAACAAUAGCUCGUUAGUCAAAAGCAAGCCUAUGCAUGAGUAAUGACGAGGGGCGGCGGUGGAAAGGGCUAAUUAACCAGUUUACUUAGAACGACAGUUGUACUAAAGCAUUGUUGUACGCGUGUUACGCUUCGUUCGUUUAUUUUUCUUCGGUAAUACAGUCUCGUAAAUACCUCUAAGUGCCAAGCAAAACUAAUAGAUGGAAAGCAUUUCUGCUCACAUGUGAUUGUAAUUUAUUUCCUUCUGUAGUUAUUUUCUAUUGAACGAAUAAUUUGAACUAGUUUAAGUACUUACUAAUAUAUGAUCUAAAUCUUCAUCGGCUACUGUUUCGUUUCGCAUAAUUUGCCAUCCAUUUUUAUUCGUGUAGUUAAUUAAUAAACAAACAUGUGUUUCUGUGUGUAUGUCUAUGUAAUUCUACUAUGCUUUAUUAUACAAUUUCAUUUUUGUAUAGAGUGCGCAGGUUUUUGUCGAUUAUUUCAAAUAAAUAUAUUUUUAUCACUACAUAAUUAAUACA
Varroa destructor (honeybee mite) is the source of this 2567-nucleotide messenger RNA. RefSeq names its product tRNA wybutosine-synthesizing protein 5-like. Gene Ontology annotation, molecular function: tRNA binding. Gene Ontology annotation, biological process: wybutosine biosynthetic process. The record is from RefSeq and is a predicted model, not a curated record. Lineage: Eukaryota; Metazoa; Arthropoda; Arachnida; Mesostigmata; Varroidae.